This is a messenger RNA of Pseudomassariella vexata, 1561 nucleotides long. RefSeq lists its product as uncharacterized. Gene Ontology annotation, biological process: protein refolding. Gene Ontology annotation, cellular component: cytoplasm. Lineage: Eukaryota; Fungi; Ascomycota; Sordariomycetes; Amphisphaeriales; Pseudomassariaceae. Bases 263 to 1513 code for a protein of 416 amino acids. The record is from RefSeq and is a predicted model, not a curated record. The transcript has 3 exons. Gene Ontology annotation, molecular function: Hsp70 protein binding.
CAUGAACUUGAACAUUGACACGCUGGUAUUUUCCAGGGUCCAUGGCACCGCAGUGAAUGUGAACAAAACCACUUUGGCACCAUUUUUUUGUUUUCCAUGGUAGCUCCUGUCUUCCUGUCGCCAUAGGAGAGUUGUUCGCUGGAAUUGCCAUUCAAGUCACUCAUUAGUACUUUUUGUGUAAUACACUUGCAAUUCCGGUACACUCUUUUCUUUCGCUGAGGUUGGAAGCCUCGUGGCUGCUGCACCUUCAACCAUUUUCAAGAUGUUAUUCCACGGGGCAGCUUUGCUGUUCCUGUUGGCAUUUGUGCAGCUCGCAUUAUGUGUUGAGGACUACUAUAAAAUCCUCGGGUUGAACAAGCAGGCGAGCGACAAACAGAUCAAGUCGGCCUACCGCCAGCUCAGCAAGAAAUACCACCCCGACAAGAACCCCAAUGACGACACCGCCAAAGAUAAGUUCGUCGAAGUCUCCGAAGCCUACGAAGCCCUCAUCGACCCAGAAUCGCGGCAAAUCUACGACAAAUAUGGCCACGAAGGCCUAAAGCAGCGCGGUCAACAAGGAGGACACCACCACGACCCCUUCGACCUGUUCAGUCGCUUCUUCGGCGGCGGCGGUCACUAUCAACGAGGCCAGCCGCGCGGGCACAACAUCGAAAUCAAAGUAGCCAUUUCCCUGCGCGACUUCUACAACGGGCGGGACACGGAGUUCCAAUGGGAAAAACAGCAAAUUUGCGAGGAAUGUGCAGGGACCGGGUCAAGCGACGGUGUCGUCGAUACGUGUCACCACUGCGGCGGUCACGGCGUGCGUAUUAUCAAGCACCAGCUUGCGCCGGGCAUGUUCCAGCAAGUCCAGACGCAGUGCGACCAGUGCGGCGGCCGAGGCAAGACCAUCAAGCACAAGUGUCCCGUGUGUGGCGGCAACCGCGUCGUGCGGCAAACGAUAACAGUACCGCUCCACAUCGACCGGGGGGCGGCGCGCGACUCCAAGAUUGUCUACGAGAAUGAAGCCGACGCUAGUCCGGACUAUAUCGCCGGUGAUCUGAUUGUAACGCUGGUGGAGAAGGAGCCCGAUAUCGAGCAGGACAACCCGGAACACGUCGACGGGGUCUUCUUCCGCCGUAGGGGCGACGAUCUGUUCUGGCGGGAGGUGCUCUCGCUCCGGGAGGCGUGGAUGGGCGACUGGACGCGCAACUUGACACAUCUGGACGGGCAUAUUGUGCGGCUGGGGCGGAAAAGGGGCGAGGUGGUGCAGCCGGGGCAGGUCGACACCAUUGAAGGGGAAGGGAUGCCCGUGUGGCACGAGGACGGUGACUCGGUUUACCACGAGACCCAGUUUGGGCGGCUCUUUAUUGAAUACAUCGUUGUGCUACCAGACCAGAUUGAGAGUGGCAUGGAGAAGGAGUUUUGGGCGCUUUGGCAGAAGUGGAGGGGUAAGAUCGGCGUGGAUUUGCAUAAGGAUAGUGGGAGGCCUGAGACGCCGAUACCAGCGGGGAGUGAACAACAUGAUGAACUAUAAAUGAGCAUAGAUGAUACCUACAUGCCUAAUACAGGAUUGUGUUUUAAC